Zea mays is the source of this 1540-nucleotide messenger RNA. RefSeq lists its product as uncharacterized. The record is from RefSeq and is a predicted model, not a curated record. Gene Ontology annotation, molecular function: zinc ion binding. The transcript is spliced from 3 exons. NCBI's taxonomy places the organism in Eukaryota, Viridiplantae, Streptophyta, Magnoliopsida, Poales, Poaceae. The coding region runs from base 238 to 1530 and encodes 430 amino acids.
GUCUUAAUUGAGGAACACACUUGUACUUCCAGUGCUAGAAGGAAAACCACGACCCCUACUAGCGCUUGGGUAGCAUCAAAGGUUAUCCAUCUUCCAUUGCUUGCUGUAUGUACAGAUGCAUGCAAAGGGUUAGAAAAUGCAGUAAAACUUGUUUUCCCUCAGGCUGACCAAAGAGAAUGCUUUAGGCAUCUAAUACAGAAUUUUGUUAAGAGGUUUGGAGGUGACAUAUUCUCUAAGAUGUACCCUACAGCUAGGGCAUAUAGGCCAGAAGUUUCACAAUUCUUUUACAAUCAAGUUGUGGAAGCUUCCCCAGAUGUAAAGAAAUGGCUAGAUACUUACCACAAGCUGAAAUGGAGGAGAAGUCAGUUUAAUCCUGCCAUCAAGUGUGAUUAUGUCACCAACAAUCUAGCUGAAGUCUUCAACAAUUGGAUUAAAGAUUGGAAGGACCUUCCAGUUGUUGAGCUUGCAGACAAGUGUAGGGAGAUGAUAAUGGUGUUGUGGGAGAAAAGGAGAAGAAUUGGAGAUAAACUUAAUGGGAAGAUCUUACCUGCUGUUUUACAACAAUUGAAGGCAAGGACCAGAGGCCUAGGGCAUCUAUCAGUGACAAAGGCUGGUUUUUUCUCUGCACAGGUUGAGGACAGCACAAACACUCACAACAGACAUGUAGUGAAGUCAUAUUUGCAUGAGUGUACAUGCCUAGAGUGGCAGCACACCGGCAAACCUUGUCCACAUGCAUUGGCUUUGAUUACAGCACAGGAGAGUGUGGAUGUCGAAUUGGAAGAUUUUGUGCAUGAAUUCUACUCUGUACAAAGGUUCAAAAAUGCAUAUAAGAGAAUAAUUGAACCACUACCUGAUAAGUCUCAAUGGCAAACAGUGGAUCUGCCCUAUGCGGUUGCUGCACCACUUGACAAGAGAGGUAAAGGAAGGUAUAAGAAACUAAGAAUUAAGAGUUGUUUGGAAGGUGGGAAUAGCAAAGGGGAAAAAGUAGCUACAGAGAAAGGCAAGGAAGCUGACAAGAAUGCAGUACUAGAAGCUGACAUGGAGGGUUCAAACCAAUCUGAGAAGGGGAAAAGGAAGAUGAUUAGAGGCAAAAGAAAGUGCAAAAGAUGUGGAGAAUUAGGUCACAGUGAAACUAGCUACAAGUGCCCAUUGAACGGAACAAAGAAAAGGAAGAGAAAGCCUCGCAUGAAUAGAACAAAGUAUGGGGAUAAUGCCAAAAUCCCCAAAACUCGACUUCAACGAAGUGUCCAAGGUCAAGGUGUUGUCCAAGGUGAAGCUAAUGUCGAACUUGAAACUGUUCAAGAUCAUGGUGCUGUCCAAACUGAAGCUGAUGUCCAGCUCGAAGUUUCUCUUCCGGUUACACCAACAAGGGAGUCUAUUUUACAGGACAGCCCAAUCAGAGUCACUAGGAGUCGGCUUGCUAUGCUACUGGGAGAUGGACAGAUUGAUAUCCAGUCACCUCCCAAGAAUACAACUCCUAAGAAGAUGCUAAUGAAGAAGCUCACACCAAGGAAGCUGAAGAAAAUGUGACAAGAUUGUA